Messenger RNA from Penaeus monodon (black tiger shrimp), 1271 nucleotides. RefSeq names its product zinc finger protein 271-like. Lineage: Eukaryota; Metazoa; Arthropoda; Malacostraca; Decapoda; Penaeidae. The record is from RefSeq and is a predicted model, not a curated record. Gene Ontology annotation, biological process: regulation of transcription by RNA polymerase II. The transcript has a single exon. Bases 29 to 751 code for a protein of 240 amino acids. Gene Ontology annotation, molecular function: DNA-binding transcription factor activity; RNA polymerase II cis-regulatory region sequence-specific DNA binding.
UUUUCAAUUUACUAUUUACAGGGCAAAGAUGAGUUUCAUCAACAACUGGAUGCCUUUGGCCCCACUCACAGAUGAGGAAAUAUUUAGCAGAGGAGUCAGUGUCAAAGAAGAGCUCAAUGAUGUCACUGAAGAGACAUGUCUAGAAAUUAAGGAGGAACCACUUGAUUAUGCAGAUAAGGAGAGGGAUGAAGUAAGUGACAUAAAAGUGAAACAUAAUUGUCUUUCCUGUCCUAAUCUUCAUGACCUAAGACAUGAAACAAAUGGAAAGGUCUUGUGUAAUUUUGUUCGGGAUCAUAAUGACUUGUUAAAUGUCCCAUUUGUGGCUGAGGACUGUAGGAACAAGUGUUUAUCAGAUGGGGAUCAGAUGAUGCACAAGGAAUGUCUUGAGGAUAUGCAAAUAAAAGUGGAAGCAACACUGAAUCGUUUUGUAUGUGAGGUGUGUGGUAAGAAAUUUUCUCAUAAGAGUAAUAUCAAUAUUCAUAUGAGAGUCCAUACAAAGGAGAAGCCAUACAGCUGUGAUAUUUGCAAUAAGGCAUUCUCACAGAUAAGUGAUCUAACAAGACAUAUGAGAGUACAUACAAAGGAAAAGCCAUACAGCUGUGAGAUUUGUGACAAGGCCUUCUCACAGAAAAGUGAUCUAACAAGGCAUAUGAGAGUACAUACAAAGGAGAAGCCAUACAGCUGUGAUAUUUGCAAUAAAGCCAUCUCACAGAAAAGUAAUCUAGUGAGCCAUAUGAGAGUUCAUAUAUAGGAGAAGCCAGUCAGCUGUGAUAUUUGUAAUAAAGCCGUGACAUCCUAAAACAAUCAAACAAAGCAUAUCAGAGUACAUACAAAAGAAAUGCAAUAUACCUGUGAGAUUUGCAAUAAGGCCUUCUCACAGAAAAUAAAUCUAGUGAGUCAUUUAAGAAUCAUAUGAUAGAGAAAAUAUAUUCUGUGAUAUUUGUAACAAGCCUUCUCACUUCAAACUAAAAUAGUGAACCAUUUGAGAGUGCAUGUGUAGUAGCAUGACCCCACAACCUGAAGAUCAGCAUAAUUGUCAGAAUGGCUCACAUCAAGUCCACAUCUGUGUCCUCGCCCUCUCACCAGCAGGCACUUCUCUCGACACACUGCAGAAACCUGACUGGUUGAUACGGACACCUCUCGGCUCCCCUUGUUCCCUGCUGGCUUCCACAGCACCCAGCUAUACCAAGUGACACUCACACAAUCACUCCGCAAAGAGAUAAAGACUAGUUCCAGUAGUAGAUGCAUAUCCAUCUAGUCCAUAUUCAAAG